GAACCGAAGGCUCGUGUCCGAACCACAGCCCUCGUUUCCCACCUCGUUGAAAUUUUCGCACUCUGUCCAUCUCACUUUAUCUUUCUCGCCCUCGUCCCCAAAACCCUCUCUCUCUCUCUCUCUGAAAAAAGGUCGUUUUUCUUCUCCUUCCAACCCAAACCCUAACCCUAGCCAGGGGCAAAACCGUAAAUCCGGCGCGAAGUCAGGGCAAUCGAUCUCGAUCUCCAUUGCAUAACCUUAUCUAAAUCCAAGUUUUUCGCGUCUGCUUUCUAACAGCUCACUGAUUCAUGCAGGCCUAUUUGAGCUGUUGAUGGGAUACUACAACAUAGAGACAAAACACGCACCUACAGCCCCUAAACUUGACAUUCCAUUUUCUUGCAGCCCUGUCAUAUUAUUUGGAGUGACAUUCUGAGGGAACUGGUAUCCAUAGGAUUUUCGCUUGUGUACAGAAAGGAGUAAGCUGUGGGACAUUCUUAUGGAGUGAAUUUGAGCAAAAGUUACUAUCAGAGCAUCACUUUCUCGCUCUUUGGUAGGCAUGAGAAGGUUUUGAGGUUUACUGAUCACCUUCCCUUAAUAGGCAGACCUUUUCUAUUUAGAAAGAACAAAAUCGAUCUGAACAAUUUGCAGGCCAUCUCAUCUAUGCCUGGCAACGAAGUUGCAGACAAGGUCCACAAUUUCUUUGAGCAAGACAGCUUGUCUCAGAGUCAGAACCAUUCUCAAGCUGCAAGUGGAAAUUGGUCAUUUUUAAACAACAACCAGUGGAUUGGCAACCAGAGACAGAAUGGAGCACCCGUAAAUUCCAACUCGAAGCACUGUGAUGUACAGGCAUCAGAUUCUGAGAGAGCACAAAGUUGGCAGGCUUCACAAAUAGCGCUUGGCACAGAUCUGACGCAAUUGAGUUUGAGACCUGAGUUUGUGAAAAGCCAACCUAGAAACCAACAGCUCAGUUUAAAUGGCUUUAUGCUUGGUCCUCAGGGUUUCCAGACAGCGCCCAAUCAGGCAGAGUUUCUUGGGGAUGAUACCAUUCCUGAUCGGCAUAAUUUAAUGUCUAGAAGCGCAGGUAUUCCUGAAUCACAACAAGGGAAUGCUCCAGAACACCCUCCAGGCUUCACCAGAAAUUCAGAACAGUUUGAAACUGCUGAGGCACCUGUUAAUUUUGACUUUCUUGGUGGUCCGCAACAGCUCAUGCGGAACCAACAGCUGGGUGUGCCACAACCUCGGCCAAGACAGCAGCCAGGUUUGAAUGACAUGCAGACGUGGCAGCAUCAUAUCAUGUACAAGCAGUUACAUGAGUUCCAGAAGCAGCAGCAACUUCAACAACUAGAUCAGGAAUCAAGGCAGCAUAAUUCCCUGAGCCAACUGUCUGCCAUUACAAAACAGUCAUCUGGUGAUCAGAUGCCUGCACUGGUCAAUGGGGCACCUGUUCAUGAUGCAUCUAACUACAUGUGGUCAGGUGAGCUUAUGGGAGGCGACUCCAGUGUUCCGAGCAGCUCCCAAAUGUUUAUGGUGGGUAACAUGAACUGGAUGCAGCGUAGCGGAUCUCCUGCUGUGCAAGCAUUUCCAAAUGGGCUUGUGUUGUCACAAGACCAAGGACAAGCUUUACGUUCAAUGGGAAUCAUUCCUCAACAGUUGGAUCAGUCUUUAUAUGGUGCUCCCAUUUCUAGCACGAGGGGUGCGUUGAAUCCGUAUUCUCAUUUUCAGGGGAUUUCUCAUGAUGGUGCUGAAAUGCUGACUAAGGGAAGUGGGAACCAAGUAGAGAAGCCAAUGCUUCAGUCGGCUGCCUUUGGUUCUUUUCAAAGUGAGCAGGGUGCUGCGUUCCCAAAUCAGGUAUGCACCCAGGAUGGUGCUUCAAUUUCUAAACAGGGGUUUCAAGGGAAAAAUCUGUUCGGCCAGGUUCCAAUACAAACUUUAAACAAUGGCAUUAUGCCGGGAAAUUUUCCGCAAGUAAAUCCCCUGCCAAGAAGCAUGCCUGUCCAGGAAUUUCAAGGGAGGCAGGAGCAACCUGGCUGGGCAGGGAACUUGCAGGAAAGAACAGCCACGCAUGUUGGCACUACGCAGGGCUUGGUAAAUCUAAAUCCAACUGAAGAGAAGAUCUUGUUCAGCACAGAUGAUGGUAUGAUGGAUGCUUCUUUUGGCAGGAGUGGUGGUAUGAGUGCAGGUGGAUAUCUGCAUGGAAAUCAGUUGGAAGGUACUGAUUACAUAAAUGCAUUUCCUUCUGUUCAAAGCGGGAGCUGGAGUGCUCUUAUGCAAUCAGCUGUAGCAGAAGCUUCUAGCAAUGAUACUGGGCUACAGGAUGAGUGGAGUGGCUUGAGUUUUCAGAAAACAGAACUUUCCUCUGGGAGUCAUCCGACAACAAUAAAUGACACUGGGAAGCAGCCAACUUGGGUUGAUAACAACUUGCAGACAGCCUCUGUAACUGCAAGACCCUUUCCUCUGUUUGAUGAUGCAAAUAUGAGUCCCAGCAGUCACAGUGUCCCCGGUCUUCAGCAACCAACUACAAAAUUUGCAUUUGACCAGAGUGAAACAGCAAGGACUGAUGCCUCCCAUGAAUCCCUUCAGCAUUCACCCAAAGAAGCUGGUCAUUGGUUAGAUCAGAAUCCACAACAAAAGCCAGUUUCUGAGGGCAGUCUCCAAGUUCAAACAUCUAUGCAUCUGGAGAACUCUUCGGAAGUUGCUUGGGGAAGUCGGAUGUAUGAGCAGUCACGUCGCUCUGCACAUUCCGAAGACAUGGAGUUAAAUGCACCAAACGUUCAGGGUUCCUGGGCUCAUCAGCAGAGGAUGUUGUCAUAUAAUAUUAGUAGCCAGCCUUGCAACAAACCUAACAGUCGUGAUAUCAAUGAGUCAGUCUCACGAAGUGGGGAUGCUACCCUGAAAAUCAGUCACAGUGAAAACACCACACAUCAUGCUCAGAACAAUGAUGGGAAGAGAGCCAUGCAUUUGAAAAGAGAUGAUGACAGUGGUAUGUGGAAGGCCGAUGAUAAUCUAGUGAAUAUUUCCCUCCCUAAUUCUGCUGGUGGGCUAGGAGUAAAAUCUGGAACAGCUAGCCCACGGGUGAAUACAGAAGACCGUUAUAUGAAUAAUUUUAGUGUGCUCCAAAAUUCAAGCUCAGCAAAGAUCAAUGAUGACAUUAAUCAACAGGCCUUAAAUUCCCGUCAGCUGGAAUAUGGGAAGCAUGCUUUCAUCGAUUCUUCUGUGAACUAUAGAGGACAAGAGAAUGCUGGAAAUUAUCAUCCCCAGCCAGGCAAGGGCCUACAGAUUCUGGAGUCAUCCAUGAAUAAUUCUGGCACAUAUGACAAGCAGCAGGCAAAUUCCUUACAGAAAGAGAUCUCUAGCACUAGUUAUGUUUCUGGUCGUUCUCAUCCUGGUCAGCAAACUGUUGGUGGAGAUGGCAUGAGAGAGACUGGCUGGUUAGGUACAAGUGAUUCCCGUCCUUUGGUUGGUGCCAACCAAAAGCCUGCUGGUCAGGCUAGUCGAAAAACAUCUGGGGCUCGCAGAUUUCAGUUUCAUCCAAUGGGGAAUUUGGGGGCCGAUGUGGAGCCUGCAGACACGACAAAGCAUGUGACACACACACAGGGCCCUUAUCAGCCGAUUGCUCAAGGGACGCAAAGUCAAGAGCAAGGAUAUUUUGGGGAACCGAAGUUUGUGGGUCAUGUUGUUUCGAAUGAUGAUCCCACUAUGGAAAAGGGUCAUUUACCAGAUUCCCAAAGUAAUGCAAAAGAAACGGAGGAGGUGCUAUCCAGAGGAGUUAAUCCUGGCUAUGGGUCUGCUAUGUCUACUUCCUUUGAUGGAUCCUCAAACAAAGGGACUGUUCAGACAAGUCAAAAUAUGCUCGAGCUUCUUCACAAAGUGGACCAGUCAAAGGAGAAUGACACUGCAACACACUUUGCCUCUUCUGGCCAUUAUUCAUCAGGAAUGCCUGAAGCAUUUGCUUCUGAUGCAUCAGCGGCUCGGCUACAGAACAAUCAAUCUUCUGCCUCUCAAGGUUUUGGUUUAAGAUUGGCACCUCCAUCUCAGCUGCUACCAAUUUCCAACCAUGCUUUGUCCUCUCAAGCCUCCUCUCAAACAGUUAAUGAUCUUAAUUCAAGGCACGUUGAUCCAGAGGGUAACUCCUCAGCAGCAGAUAAAUCUGGUCUGCCUGCUCCAGCAGUUCAGCUACCACAACAACACAUCUCCAACCAGUCCAAUCUUUCAUUUAUGAGUAAGGAUGAUCAAAAGGCAAACAGUGAACCUGGUUCUCGCUUAAGACAGGUGUGUGAAUCUCAAGGUGAAGUUGAGGCAGAUCAAUCUUCUCGGGCAUCUUCACGUGGUGCCGCUAGCAGGAUUCCACCUUUCAAUCUUUCUGCUCCUUCAGAAGCUCAUGUACCUGCUGCUUCUAUGCGUGAUGCUGGUCAUUCACAGCCUUCCUACUUGAAGGCUUCAGGCCAACAGUUCCUUGCUUCCCAAACUCCUGUUACAGCAGGUAUUUCUCAACAGGGUGCCUUCUCAACAGUGAUGCACAAUGUUUGGACCAACAUACCAGCUCAACAGCGUUUAUCUGGUGGCCCAUCAACUAAGGUUCCAUCCAAUUCAUUUCAGCCCAUCUACCCAUCACCUAGAAGUUUGGAAACAACUUCAUGGGCCUCGCAGAAGGCAGAUGAUCAAAAUAUGAAGAAAGGAGGAAAUGGUCCAUUUGACUUGGCUUCAUCUUCUGUAAAUUCACAGCAGUUACCCCAUGGGGAGGAGCAACCAUGUAAAGAUAGCUCCUUGCAAGAGAGGGCUGAUCAGGCACAACAGACAGCUGGUGCAUCCCAAGGGCAAGAAUCUAUGUCAAAGCAUCUUUCAGAUGGAAAUUCUGUUGCCUCUAGCUCACCAACGGUUCAUUCACAUCAGCAAGAACUUGGAAGAGGAAAGAUCACCCAGGAACCAUCCCAAAGAGAGCAUCUCUCCCUUCAGAAAACGGUUGCUUCCAACCAGAGUAUUGAAGCCUUUGGGCGUACUUUGAAACCAUCUGAUUUUCCACAUCAAAAUUAUUCCCUAUUGCACCAAAUGCAGGCUAUGAAGGGUGCAGAGACUGAUCCGAGUAGAAAGGGUGUGAAGAGGCCAAGAGCAGAUUUUGGUUCUGAUGCUGAACAGACAGUUGCUAAGACCAGUCAGCGUUCUGUAUAUGGAUACAGUAAAUAUGUCAGAGAUCCAGCAGAAAAUGAACUGAAUGCAGCACCCCAAAGAUCCUUUCCUUCAUCAGAUUCUAAAAUGCUAUGCUUUUCUUCGGAGGGAAAAGAUCUAAAUGCAAAUUCGUCCUCUCAACUUCAUGUUGGAGAUGUUCCUUCUCAGGAUAUGGCCAUGUUUGGAGGGAACAAUCAAAAUCAUUCCAGUCAUACUAUGCAUCCUGGUACAAUAUCUACACCUCUUAGAGGAGCUGAGCGACCCCAGAUUAAUCCACAGAUGGCACCAUCCUGGUUUGAGCGGUAUGGGACUUAUAAGAAUGGGCAGAUCCCAGGAAUGUCCGAUGGAAUGGACAAUUCAAGGAGGCCUGCAAAAGCUGCUGCUCAGCAGUUCUUUUUUGGAAAGGCUUCUGAUAGCUUGCAUGCCAAUACUGCAACAGAGCAAGAAACUGCUGUUGAUGCCAGUCAGGUUGCUGGUGUCUGGCAAAGUCCAGCAAACUUAGCAGCAGCGAAUGAGCACUUGUCUUCCCCCCACUCUUUGCCUCCAGUUGUUCUUAAUCAGACUUUGGCUGUUGUGAGGCCAAAGAAGCGUAUAAGUGUGGCAUUAGAGCUACCAUGGCACAAAGAAGUCACAGAAGGCUCUGAGAGGCUUCAAAAUAUCAGCAUGGCAGAACUGGAUUGGGCACAGGCUGCAAAUCGGCGGAUUGAGAAGGUGGAAGAUGACUCCGAAAUGAUGGAAGAUGGACCAUCAAUGCCUCGACCACGAAUAAGGCUUAUUUUAACAACACAGCUGAUGCAGCAACUUCUUCGCUCAUUACCGCCAGAAAUUCUCCGCGCGGAUGCCACUGCAGAAUAUGACAGUGUGACAUACUUCGCUGCUAAAUUAGCACUAGGAGAUGCAUGCAGCCUGAUCUCUUACUCUCAAAGUGAUUCUCAUGUGCACCCUAACAACAGAAACAUUAUAACUGAAAAGCUGAAGGCUUCUGAGAGUGUAGAAGAUCAAUUUCUAUCGAAAGUUGUGGAAGACUUCAUUGGGAGAGCAAGGAAGCUGGAGGAUGAUCUGCUGAGGAUGGACAAACAGGCUUCAAUCGUGGAUAUAAAGGUCGAAUGCCAGGAUCUGGAGCGGUUCUCCAUUAUCAAUCGUUUUGCCAGAUUCCAUGGGCGGGGCAGCGCGGAUGGGGCCGAGAGCUCGUCGUCCUCUGAUGCAAUGGCCCGGAGACCGUUCCCACAGAGAUACGUGACGGCGGUAGCAAUGCCUAGAAAUCUUCCCGAGGGGGUGCCCUGUCUUUCACUUUAAUCAUUAAUUAAAUUGAUUUUUUCCCCUUUUGCCGCCAUUUCUCUGCCUUGCAUUAUCUCGCUCCCUACCUUCCGUUCAGGCUCAGUGGUGUGCUGGGCCAAUGCCUCAUAAUAAUAAUGUAUAUUAGAUAUGUAUUUACAUAUAAUUAAUAUGUAGAAGUUGCUCA
Messenger RNA from Magnolia sinica, 6604 nucleotides. RefSeq lists its product as uncharacterized. The transcript has 11 exons. The record is from RefSeq and is a predicted model, not a curated record. NCBI's taxonomy places the organism in Eukaryota, Viridiplantae, Streptophyta, Magnoliopsida, Magnoliales, Magnoliaceae. Bases 640 to 6438 code for a protein of 1932 amino acids.